Cricetulus griseus (Chinese hamster) is the source of this 4584-nucleotide messenger RNA. Lineage: Eukaryota; Metazoa; Chordata; Mammalia; Rodentia; Cricetidae. The record is from RefSeq and is a predicted model, not a curated record.
UCCACACACCAAACUCUACAAGCCAGUAGAAGCCGAGCGAGCGUUCUAUGAUUCAACAGGCCUGUUUCUGCCACGUGGCUCAUGCUCAUGAUACGUGGCACAUAGCCCUGGUUUGCUGCUGGCUGCUGCUCUGAGCUCUGCUAGGAAGCCACAGAGCGGGAUCUCAGGAAGGCUGGCAGGGAACAUCACAACCGCCUUCCUCACUUUGCUUCACCAACACUGAACUAUUCCGGGUAGCACCAUUCAGCCUUCCUAUAAGGGGUCAUACAUACUUAUAGGCAGUCACAGAGGUCUUUGAGUCAGGAAAGGCAACGAACAUUGUUUCAAAAGGAAUAGUCUUUUCUGGCCUGCCGGGGACUCCAUGCAUUUAUAGCCUACAAAUCUUCGCAUCUGUCCUGCUCUUGAGACUGUUGUGUGGCGAGAAAGCGUGACUGGGUGAGAAGGCUGGUCACCAUCUGCCCUCUGCCGGACCAUGGUGGUAUUGAGUGCAUUGCCCUCCCACUGACUUGUCUGAUGGGAUGACGGAACAGGAACCGCCUUCAAUUCGGUGGAAGAUUCGCCCAAGGUCACAUAUUCCGGUGGAAAGGAACAGGACAUAGAUAGACGCGGUUCCAAAGUCCUUGCGUCUCCGGUGUAACUGUCGUUGCAGCUGGUGGCCAGGCUGGUCACGGAGCAGAGUCCUGGAGCCUGGGAGCUCCCCAGUCUCCAAGGGAGAAAGGGUGCCCUUGGUGUGAACACGGGACAGGGGCGGGGUCUUUGCGAAGUGAGGGGUGGAGCCAGGACCGGUAGGGGACAGCGAAGGCCGCACCUGGUUGGUGGAAGGAGUGGAGCCCGGAUCUCACCGGGUCCCAGAGAAGGCGGAAGUGCCAGGACCUAGAUACUUACCUGUGGAACCUCUGCGUCCAGGUAGAGGCGACGACUCUGGUUCCCGGAGCUCUAGGGGAGGAGAGGAAUUCCUAGGUAGGAACCUAGCUGGACCAGGAAAAAAAGUUUCCCUCCCACCUGUUCUUCUAUCUCGCUUCAUUUACGUUCUAGGGCCAGAGUCCGUUCACCUGGAGCCCGGGGAAAGCGUGGGCGGAGGGACGAUGGCCUCACUUCCUCCCAGCGGCUGCGAGCACCCUGGGUAGUCAAGAUCAGGGAGCUGGAGAGGAAAUGCUGGAACGCUUUAUGGAGGCUACCCUAGACUGACUGUGUAUCCUUGGUACUGAGUGUCCUUAGUUGCAAAGGAAUGUCCGGCCCUUGCCUGUCCUGUCCUAUGUGGACACUGGCAGUAGGAGAAGACAGCAGGCUGCCCAAGGGCCCCACAGUAGGUGGGUGGGCCAGCCACGGCUAGUAGACCUCGGUAUCCUGGAGAUCGCCCCAUCUCCACGGCUGCGCUGUACAGACACAUCCUCUUUUCAAGGGCUAGGCACAACUUAAGCUUGGGCAUCCCAGCUCUUGGCCAGCAGCAGCCAUGAACUAUGUGGGGCAGUUGGCAGAGACGGUGUUUGGAACAGUUAAGGAACUAUACAGGGGCCUAAACCCUGCCACGUUGAGUGGCGGCAUCGAUGUGCUGGUGGUGAAGCAGACAGAUGGCUCCUUCCGGUGCUCACCCUUCCACGUGCGAUUUGGCAAGCUGGGUGUCCUGCGGUCACGGGAGAAGGUGGUGGACAUUGAAAUCAAUGGAGAGCCCGUGGACUUGCACAUGAAACUGGGGGACAGUGGCGAGGCCUUCUUUGUCCAGGAGCUGGACAGCGAUGAGGAAGACGUGCCUCCUCGCCUGUGCACCUCGCCCAUCCCAUGGGGAGGCCUGUCAGGCUUUCCCUCAGACUCCCAGCUGGGCACAGCCAGUGAGCCUGAGGGCCUUGUCAUCACUGGGCGGAGAAAGAGGAGGCGCAGGAGGAAAGCCAGGCGCAGGGAGGAUGCCAUGGACUCCAGUUCUGAGGAGUUGGAGGCCAGUACUGAGAGUGAGCUGCCCUUGCAGGAAAAGCCAACACCAGAGUCCCCAAGUGCUCAGGAGGAAGAGGAGUCCUCACUGCAGCCGAAGGACAUCUAUCCUUACUCUGAUGGCGAGUGUACCCCACAGGCCAGCCUUUCAGCAGGUGACCUAAUGUCCCCUAAGAGUGACUCUGAGCUGGAGCUGCGGUCCUUAGAGUCCAGUCCCCUGAGAGCUGAGUCUCACAUGCAGUGGGCCUGGGGGAGACUGCCUAAGGUGGCGAAAGCUGAGCGGCUUGAGCUGUCUAUGGUCCUUGACAGUAUGGCUGAGGCAAUCUCUGCUCUUCCUGAAGAACCAGAACCUAACACUUCGUCUUCCUCCUCUGUGGCUGGUGUGGACACUUUGAGACCCCCAGUGCUUCCGCCCAGGGCCAGCCCUGACACACUGCAUCCUGAUGUGGAAACGUACUGUGAGGGAACUCUAGUGGAUUCUCCCCUUGCUGCCCCAGAGAGUAAGGAAACCAAGACUCAAAAUUCUAGGGGUGCAGGCCACCCUCCUGCCACUAAAUCCUGGAGCUGGACCACUCUGGAGAGCCAUAUUCCUUCUGGACAUCCAGAUGUCUCCAAGGGAAAAGGUCCCCUGAAGAGAAACCACCACCUGGGCCCUAGUGAUAUCUACCUGGAUGACCUCUCCUCCCUGGACUCUGAGAACGCGGCCCUUUAUUUCCCCCAGAGUGACUGUGGGAUCGGGGUCAGGAGGUGGAGUGAGCCCAGCCACCAGAAGCUCCUGGAGAACUCCAACCCUGAGCACACAGCAGAACCCAUUCUGGACUCAGUGGACAAAGUAGCGCUGUCCCUCUGUGGUGGACUGGCUGACACUAGAGACAUCUCAAUGGAGAAGUUCAACCAGCACAUGGUCUCCUACGAGGACCUCAUUAAAAAUCCCGGGCUCCUGGAUGACCCAAACCUCGUGGUGAAAAUCAAUAAGAAGCAUUAUAAUUGGGCUGUAGCUGCUCCCAUGAUCCUUUCUCUGCAAGCCUUCCAGAAGAACUUACCAGAGAGCACUGUGGACAAGCUUGAGAAGGAGAAGAUGCCCCGGAAGGGUGGGCGAUGGUGGUUUUCCUGGAGACGCAGGGACUUCUCAGCUGAGGAGCACCGUGCCCAGAGGGAGAAAAUCACAGCUAGGGAGCAGCAGGGAGAGAAGACAGAAGUCCUAAGCAGUGAUGACGAUGCCCCAGAUAGCCCUGUGAUCCUUGAAGUCCCCCCACUGCCAGCCUCAACUCCAGGCUACAUUCCUACCUACAAGAAGUCCCUUCGUCUGUCUUCUGAUCAGAUUCGAUGUCUGAACCUGCAUGAAGGAGCUAACGAUGUGGUCUUCAGUGUGACUACCCAGUACCAAGGCACCUGCCGUUGCAAAGCCACCAUCUACCUGUGGAACUGGGAUGACAAGGUGGUCAUCUCUGACAUAGAUGGCACCAUCACCAAGUCGGAUGCUCUGGGCCACAUUCUGCCCCAGCUGGGGAAAGACUGGACACAUCAGGGCAUUACUAGUCUCUACCACAAAAUCCAUCUAAAUGGGUACAAGUUCCUGUACUGCUCAGCACGGGCCAUCGGCAUGGCUGACCUCACCAAGGGUUACUUGCAGUGGGUGAGCGAGCGUGGCUGUGGUCUUCCUAAGGGCCCCAUCUUGUUGUCUCCCAGCAGCCUCUUCUCUGCCCUCCACAGAGAGGUGAUUGAGAAAAAGCCAGAAGUAUUCAAAGUUGCCUGCCUGAGUGACAUCCAGCAGCUGUUUCUGCCUCAAGGCCAACCUUUCUAUGCUGCCUUUGGGAACAGGCCAAAUGAUGUUUUUGCCUACCGACAAGUGGGCCUCCCUGAAUCUCGAAUCUUCACAGUCAACCCCCGGGGAGACCUUGUUCAGGAGCUCAUAAAGAACCACAAAUCCACGUACCAGCGGCUCGGGGAGGUGGUUGAGCUUCUCUUCCCACCUGUGGUGCGAGGCCCCAGCACAGACCUGGCCAACCCUGAAUACAGCAACUUCUGCUAUUGGCGGGGGCCCCUGCCACAUGUGGACUUUGAUGCUCUAGUAUGAGCCUGCCCAGGUCUGACCCAGGGCUGACAGGGUGCUAAGGACACUAAGUAUUAGAAGAUGAGUCCCAUGGGGCCAAUCCAACAAAGAGGCAGCAAGUUGGUUGGUAGCCAGAGAUCCUCCCUUCUCCUUGAAACACAAAUGCUGUAUCUUCAGUGUGAUUACUCAGUACCAGGGCACCUGCCACUACAAGGCCAUUUACUUGAGGAAAUGGAAUAGCAAUCGUCUCUGACACAUAUGGUACCAUCAAGCGAGGCCCAGCUGUCUGUGGGGAGCAUGGGGAAUACCUAGGACCUGCCUCCCUAUGGGCAGCUGCUCCAGGCCUAAGUACAGCCCUGACCUCCAACAAUUAAAUGUGUCACUAGAGCCUUGCAGGAUUCUCUAGCCCCCUAGGUGAGUAGUUCUCAACCUGUGGGUCAUGACCCUUUCACAGGGGUCACAUAUCAGAUAUCCUGUAUAUCAUAUAUUUACAUUAUGAUUCAUAAUGGUAGCAAAAUUACAGUUAUGAAGGAACGACUUCAAUAUUAUGGUUGGAUGGUCACCAUGACACAAGGAACUGUAUUAAAGAGUCACAGCAUUAGGAA